This is a messenger RNA of Melanaphis sacchari, 420 nucleotides long. RefSeq names its product death-associated inhibitor of apoptosis 1-like. The record is from RefSeq and is a predicted model, not a curated record. Gene Ontology annotation, molecular function: ubiquitin protein ligase activity; cysteine-type endopeptidase inhibitor activity involved in apoptotic process. Gene Ontology annotation, cellular component: cytoplasm; nucleus. Bases 13 to 420 code for a protein of 135 amino acids. The transcript has a single exon. Lineage: Eukaryota; Metazoa; Arthropoda; Insecta; Hemiptera; Aphididae. Gene Ontology annotation, biological process: negative regulation of apoptotic process; regulation of cell cycle; positive regulation of protein ubiquitination.
UUUUUACAAAAAAUGAAUUUUCAAAAUUUUAGCAACAAUUUUUGUUCACUAGUUUUUUUAGUACGAAAUAAUGCAUAUUAUCCUAAAUACCCAGAAUAUAUAAAAUUUUCUUCAAGAUUGAAAACAUUCAACUUAUUCCCGUUAACUUCAUCUCAAGAUAAAUACUCAUUAGCUGAAAGCGGUUUUAAAUAUUCAGGGAAAAAAGAUAUUGUCGAAUGUUUUUGCUGUGGACUCAUCUUACAUAAUUGGGAAAAAGAUGAUAUUCCAUGGAUUGAACACACAAGAUGGAAUCAAAAGUGUAUAUACGUUAUAUUAUCAAAAGGAAAUCAGUUUGUUGAAAAUAUAAUAAAUAAGUACGGAAAGAUUAACGAUGUAUGUCAAUGUGAUUGUGAAUUUAAGACAUAUGAUACUAUAAUUUAA